This is a messenger RNA of Coffea eugenioides, 1449 nucleotides long. RefSeq lists its product as uncharacterized. The record is from RefSeq and is a predicted model, not a curated record. The transcript has a single exon. NCBI's taxonomy places the organism in Eukaryota, Viridiplantae, Streptophyta, Magnoliopsida, Gentianales, Rubiaceae. Bases 1 to 1449 code for a protein of 482 amino acids. Gene Ontology annotation, molecular function: glycosyltransferase activity.
AUGGCCUUAGUUAGCAAGCCGAAAAGACCUAUGAUCUCCCUCCAAUCUAGCCUCUCCACAACCCUUUGUUUUAUUGUAGUUUUCACAAUCCCAGCUCUUCUUCUCCUUCACACCCCUUCAAGUUCAGUAUGCAAAAAUUCAUUUACUCAAAUCAAGUCAUGGUCAGGUGAUCUUCGCACUGCUGAAUUUGCUUGGAAUCGUCUAAAGUUCAACCAUGAAAAUCCCCCAUCAGAAACUCUUAAAAUCGCCGUCUUCUCAAGAAAAUGGCCAACUAGUGCCACCCCUGGUGGCAUGGAGCGCCAUGCGCACACCUUACAUACUGCUUUAGCUCGCCGUGGACAUCAGGUUCAUGUCUUCACUUCUCCACCUGAUCAAGAUGAUAAUGUUCCACGAGAAAGUCAAUCUUUUUCACCUGUAAUUCAUUGGCACGAGGGUGAACCGGGAAGAUGGCGGUAUAAUAAAGCUUUGGAGCAAUAUGAAGCAGAAAACAAUCGCCGAGAAUUUGAUGUAAUUCAUACAGAAAGUGUAGCACUUCCGUUCCAUGUAGCACGUCGUGUUCCAAACCUAGUCGUAUCAUGGCACGGUAUAGCCCUCGAGAGCGUGCAGUCUAGUAUAUAUCAAGAUUUGGCACGGCUGCCUAACGAGCCGAUUUCUCCUGCUUUUAAUAGUAGUCUACAUGGGGUGAUCCCCAAAGUUCUGAAUGAGAUUAGAUUCUUCAGAAACUAUGCUCACCAUGUUGCUAUAAGCGACAGCUGUGGAGAGAUGCUAAGGGAUGUGUACCAAAUUCCAAGUAGACGAGUUCAUGUUAUUGUCAAUGGCGUAAAUGAGAAAGAUUUUCAAGAAGAUUUGAGAUUAGGCAAUCAAUUCAGAGCCAAAAUUGGUGUGCCUCAAAAUGCAAGCUUAGUACUUGGUGUUGCUGGAAGGCUAGUGAAGGAUAAAGGUCAUCCAUUGCUAUAUGAAGCCUUCUCAAAACUCAAGGAGAAAAACAGUGAUGUUUACUUGAUAGUUGCAGGCUCUGGACCAUGGUUACAAAGAUAUAGAGAUUUAGGGCCUCAAGUGAUUGCUUUAGGCUCAAUGAAUCCAUCAGAAUUACACGCUUUUUAUAGCUCUAUUGACAUUUUUGUUAAUCCAACGCUUAGACCACAGGGGCUUGAUCUCACACUCAUGGAAGCUAUGAUGAGUGGAAAGCCUGUGAUGGCUUCAAGAUUCCCUAGCAUUAAGGGUACAAUUCUUGUAAAUGAUGAAUUUGGAUUCAUGUUUUCGCCGAAUGUAGAAUCCUUGUUAGAGGUUUUGGAGUUGGUGGUGGCAGAAGGAUCAAAGAGACUGUCACAGAGAGGAAAGUCAUGUAGAGACUAUGCAUCUUCAAUGUUUACUGCACAGAAAAUGGCAUUAGCAUAUGAGAGAUUGUUCCUUUGCAUCAAGAAUGAAACGUUUUGUAACUACAUUUAG